This is a messenger RNA of Peronospora farinosa, 720 nucleotides long. The record is from the annotation of a GenBank genome assembly. NCBI's taxonomy places the organism in Eukaryota, Oomycota, Peronosporomycetes, Peronosporales, Peronosporaceae.
AUGGCGAGUGAUCCAUUGUCUGCUGUGCAGCAGCUGCAGAGCCUUAUGAUGACACUAGCACCUUCACUAUGCCCUCAAGUGCUUCCUAGGGGUGUAGGGUACGGCUUGGAUCUGAUUCUGUCGCUGUGCAAGACCGAGGACCAACGACGAACGUUGCUGGCGCUGGUGCGAAGUAGCAAACCAAACGUGAACAAGGCUCUCAAGACGCAACAGGACGAAGAAGAAACCGAUCAAGAGGAAACGGAUACAGAUUAUAUGGAGCCGCAGGUGGUCGGUACGUUUGACGUGAAAAAUCGCGUCUUUGCGGUGCAAAAAGUACAGUGGAUGCACGAACGUGAUGCGGUGGUGCACGAGUUUGCGCGAUUCGUGGAAUUACAGCUGGAGAACCCAAUUGCUGCUAAGCAAGUGGUGCAGCACUUUUUGGAGGUCAAUGGUCACAAUUCUGAUACGGUCACCUUGGCCCAACAAUGUUUUUGUGCUGCCUUUGCGCUGCAGACACUACUUCGUGCUUUCCCGAAGCUGCCAAUUGCUAUUGAUGGCAAGGUUGUGGAAAUCACGCAGAGUUCGGAUGUUGCUGAAAUUUUUGCACCGCUGUUGGCCCCUAAAGCCAAGAAGAACAAGAACACGAACAAAGCAAAAUCAAAGGCCACGCAGAUGCAGGAACCUGCUAUACAAGGCAAAAGCAAACAACGCAUGUCGAAGAAGAGAAGAAGCACUUAA